Aureobasidium pullulans EXF-150 is the source of this 2236-nucleotide messenger RNA. RefSeq lists its product as uncharacterized. The transcript is spliced from 2 exons. Gene Ontology annotation, biological process: amine metabolic process. Lineage: Eukaryota; Fungi; Ascomycota; Dothideomycetes; Dothideales; Saccotheciaceae. The record is from RefSeq and is a predicted model, not a curated record. Gene Ontology annotation, molecular function: primary methylamine oxidase activity; quinone binding; copper ion binding. Bases 69 to 2162 code for a protein of 697 amino acids.
AGCGUUUAUAAAGGUCCUUUCUGUCCUCUUUCUUUUUCUUGUGCUCUUCUGUAUACCGCAUAUCCACCAUGUCUCUCCAAGAAAGCACAUCAUUGCCCGUUCGCACGUCGAAGCAGUCGGUGACACACCCACUUGCGCCACUGUCAGCACAAGAGAUUCAAGCGGCCUCUUCUCUGAUCUACAACCAAUGGCCCGAGAACACAGACCUCCAGUUCAAGGUCAUCACACUCAAUGAACCGGCUAAGGCUGAGAUGGUCCCCUACCUGGAGGCCGAGUUCCAGGGGCAACGCCUUCCUAGCAUUGACCGUAGAGUUAUGGUCGCCUACUACAUUCGCAAGACUAACAAACUCCACGAAGCCGUCGUCAACCUUUCCACAUCGACCGUCGAGAGCAACGCCAGACUCGGACCCAACGUACACGCUGCAGGAGAUGGAGAAGAAAUACUGGACAUUGAGAAGCUGGCUCUUGAGGAUGAGGGUGUACAAGCAGAGAUUGCGAAGCUACAACUUCCCGAAGGCACCGCUGUUGUCUGCGACCCCUGGAUCUACGGCUCGGACGGUGUCGGUGAUGAUGAGCGCAUGUACCAGUGCUUCCUGUACAUGCGUGACCCCAAGAACACCGACGAGCUGGACUCGAACCAUUACGCCUUCCCCCUGGCCAUUUCCCCUGUUCUCAGUGCCGAUCAACGCAAGGUCAUCCGCAUUGACAUUAUGCCUACUGGCAAGGACAACACCAUCAAGCCCACACAGCCCUGGAAGCCUGUCCACGCCAACGAAUACAUCCCUGAGGCUCAGGACUUGCGUUCCGACCUGAAGCCCCUUCAAGUUUUGCAGCCUGAGGGCGCCAGCUUCAGCGUUGCUCAGGAAGGCACUUCAUACACUAUGGAGUGGCAGAAGUGGUCGUUCCGCGUCGGCUUCAAUCAAAGAGAGGGCAUGGUUCUUUACAAUGUCCGUUACGAUGGUCGCAACGUCUUCUACCGUCUCUCCUUGUCCGACAUGUCUAUCCCCUACGGUGACCCUCGUCACCCCUUCCACAAGAAGGCUGCAUUCGAUCUUGGUGAUGUUGGUGCCGGUAUCAUGGCUAAUGACCUGAAGCUGGGAUGUGACUGCCUUGGCUCCAUCCAGUACCUUUCCGGCAUUGUGUCCAACGACAAGGGCGAGGCUGUUGAGAUGCCCAACUGCAUUUGUGUUCACGAGCAAGACGGUGGUAUUGGCUGGAAGCACACCAACUACCGUACCGGUCGUGCUGCCGUUGUCCGCAACCGUGAACUCGUUCUCCAGAGCAUCAUUACCGUUGCCAACUACGAGUACAUCUUGGCAUUCAUGUUCAACCAGGCCGGUGAACUCACCUACGAGGUCAGAGCUACUGGUAUCCUCUCAACUCAGCCUAUCGACGACGGCAUCAGCGUCCCUUGGGGCACUGUCGUCCACCCAGGGGUCCUGGCAACCCACCACCAGCACAUCUUCUCCCUCCGCGUCGACCCCGCCAUCGACGGCCACUCCAACCGCCUCGUAUACGACGACGCUCUCCCUAUGCCCCGUAGCGACUUCAACCCCCACGGCACAGGCUACUACACCGAAGAAACCCUCGUCUCGCAAUCCGGCGGCUACGACCUCAACCCCGACACCAACCGCACCUUCAAAAUCCAAAACGUCAACGUCCGCAACCCCAUCAACAACAAGCCCGUAGCCUACAAGAUCCACGCUCCUCCAUUCCAAAAAGGUAUCGCCGACAAGGACUCCUUCAACUACAAGCGUGUCGAAUUUUCCGACCGCAAUAUCUACGCCGUCAAGCACCGCGACGGCGAACUCUACGCCGGCGGCAAAUACACAAACCAAUCUCGCGGCGGUACCGGUGUGCGCAGCUGGGCUGACCGCAAAGACAACAUCGUCGACGAAGACUUGGUCGUAUACGUCCAAUUCGGCAUCAACCAUAUCCCUCGCAUCGAAGACUUCCCCGUCAUGCCUUGUGAGAUCAUCAAGGUGUCGAUGAAGCCUGUCAACUUCUUCGACAAGAACCCCGCUUUGGAUGUGCCGCCCAGCACACAGGAGUUCAACAAGAGUACGCUGCUUAGUGAGACGCAUAAGCAACCUACUGUUGAAGGCAUUGUUGGUAGCUCUGGCGACGUGUGCUGCAAGACUACUACUGGUAGCAAGUUGUAGAUUUUGAUCUAGAAGAUAUGAUGAUAUUAUGAUAGUUUUUUUUUUGGACAAAUUGCAUCGAUGUUGGUCUACGU